Thermothielavioides terrestris NRRL 8126 is the source of this 1688-nucleotide messenger RNA. RefSeq lists its product as uncharacterized. NCBI's taxonomy places the organism in Eukaryota, Fungi, Ascomycota, Sordariomycetes, Sordariales, Chaetomiaceae. Gene Ontology annotation, molecular function: Hsp70 protein binding. The record is from RefSeq and is a predicted model, not a curated record. The coding region runs from base 118 to 1203 and encodes 361 amino acids. Gene Ontology annotation, biological process: cellular response to misfolded protein. The transcript is spliced from 2 exons. Gene Ontology annotation, cellular component: endoplasmic reticulum membrane.
GCCUAAACAACAUUCGCGAGAAACACGCCGAUCUCGUCCACUGCAUCCAUCUGAAACCCCCCCACCGAUAACACGCAACCGACCUCCCCUCUAGCACCAACACAGAACUAGGGCACCAUGCCCGACGCCUCCGCCUCCGGCGCCUCGGCGUCCCAGAACGACGGCUCGUCGGCGCGCAACCGGCGCGAGCACAACCAGGGCAACCAGGAGCGCAAGUACACGGCGGAGCAGAAGGCGGCGGUGCUGCGGAUCCGGCGGUGCCAGCCGACGGCGUUCUACGAGAUCCUGGACGUGCAGAAGACGUGCAGCGACGGCGAGAUCAAGAAGGCGUACCGCAAGCUCUCGCUGCUGACGCACCCGGACAAGAACGGCCACGAGCACGCCGACGAGGCCUUCAAGAUGGUCGCGCGCGCCUUCAGCGUGCUGGGCGACAAGGAGAAGCGCGAGAAGUACGACCGCUUCGGCACCGACCCCGAUAGCAGGUUCGCGAGCGCCCAGGCCCAGGCCCAGGCACAGAAUCCGUUUGCUGGGUUUGCUGGCCGGAGGGCUGGUGGCGGCGGCGGUGGUGGUGCAGGGAUGUGGGGAGAGGAGGAGAUUAGUCCCGAGGAGAUGUUUGCAAGGUUCUUUGGCGGCGGUGGGUUUGGAGGGCCGUUUGGGGGUGGCUUCGACGCCGGGCCGCAGUUCGUCUUCAACUUCGGCGGGCCGGGCAUCCGGGUGCAUCAGUUCGGCGGGGCGCGGCCACGAGGGCGGCCGCGCAACCCCGGGCAAGAAGAGCCGGCGAGCACUUGGAGCACACUCGUCGGCUUGUUGCCCAUCCUGCUGCUCGUCAUAUGGCCACUUCUCUCAUCCAUCUUCUCGGGCAUCACCUCCUCGUCGACGCCCGCCACGCCCAGUAUGGUCUUCGAUGAUCCGCACCCGCCACUGUACACGGUCGAACGCACGAUGCCGAACCUCAAGGUGAAAUACUAUCUCAACCCCGCGGACAUCCAGUCGUACAGCCCGUCUAAGCUCUACUCGCUCGACAAGAAGGCCGAGGUGUUGCUCGUGCAGCAGCUGCGCAGUCGAUGCGAGAGCGAGAUGGCGCACAAGCGGCAGCUGCAGGAGGCGGCGCAGGGCUGGUUCUUCCCGGACCCGGAGAAGAUGGAGGUGGCCAACGCGUACCCGAUGCCCGCCUGCCAGAGGUUGAACACGCUGCGGUUAUAGUAUGAUGGAGAGCGGAAUGUAAUGUUUAAACGGGCCGGGAGAAACUGCUUAGAUGUUGCGCCGUGGCUCCGGGACGGUCUACGGUAUUGGGCCAUGGCGGCGUUGGGUGGGUGGUAUUUGCAUAUGAGCGUGCUUGGGAUCGUUGUAUAGGUAUCCAUAGAUUCAUUUCCCCGUCGUGGAAGGCGUCAUGAUGAGUUUUGCGGCCAUUGCUUUUGCAGUAUGUCGGGGGUGGCAGGGAGGGUUACGACGUCCUUCACAGUCCGCAUGUCCUCCGUAAGUGCCGGACGCCCGUACCACUGGCAGCCCGCAUGACGUAAGUGGUCUCUGUCGGCUGGGCCCCAAAUCCUCAGUCUAGCGUCGUUCUCUCACAUUGUCUCAUUUCCUAACAGUGUUCAAGGAAACUGAGGACGCGUAAUUUCAUGGCCAAAAGGCCGAGGAAGGGUCACGGAGAGAGACCUGCCGCCACCUGGCAGCCUGGAGAGAUG